GGCGGGGGGCUUCGGGAGCGUUGGACCUGAGCCGGCGGCGCUCUAUCUGGAGUCUGCUCGCUUCUCCUGUGUGUAUGUGUGUGUGUGUGUGUGUGUGUGUGUGUGUGCGCGCGCGGGCGUGUGGAGGCCGCCAGGCAGCAGCGCCUUCCGUGUGUGUGCGCCUGCACUGAGAUUUACAGCUCUGAAGAUACUCCUUUUCCCCCUCAUUUUUUCCUGCUGCAGUAAUAAAUCCCAUUCUGGAGACUGAGAAACUUUAUAAAGGGAUAUAGCUUGCAUUCUGUGGAGUGUAAUUUUGUGUAUGAAUUAUAUAUAUAUUUAAAACAUGAAGGGUUUUCAGAAAGAAGGCUAGUAGGGUUAAUUACUUAUGCAUUAUGUAUAAGCAGUAGUUCUAUUGGUAAUACAGUAUUUUACUAGGCAUUUGUGAUAAUACUAAAAAGGACAAGUUGUAUCUUGAUAAAUUGAUUUCAAUUUCAAAAUGAAUGAUAUAGAUACAUGAUCCUUAAAUAAUUUUUAAGUGCAGUGUAGAAAAUUCUUGCUGUGGAAACUUUAUGCUUAACUACUUAAGUUUAUGGAAAAAAUACCUUCAGUUGAUUAAGUAUAAUAAUAAAGUGGUAUGCAAAGUUAGGAAGAAAGGCAACAUAAUAUUGAUCUGCAGGAAAUGGAAAUAUAUAUAGACAAUAAUUAACAAAAGUGGACCAAUUAACCAUUUAUUUUAAGCAAAAUUCAUUUCAUUUGCCAUAAUACACAGUAUAACAAGCAUAGGUUCAACAUAGGUUGAUGUCCCCAACUUGUUAUCUUGUUAUCCACAAGGUAACAAGUUAACAGGUUUCAACUAAUAUAACCCAUUUAAGUAAAUCCUAAUGAAAAUAAGUUGUGUGAAAUUAGCCUGUAGAUAAUGUGACCCCCAUGAAGGCAUCUUGUUUACUAGCCUAAAAAGAUUUUUUUGAGGGAGUGAGGUGGUAUUAAAAGUGCUUGUGGAGAAAGAACCUGGUGUUUAGUUUUUCCCUCUUACAGCAUAAUCAGUAAUUGGCUUGCUACCCAGGCUUUGUAGCUUAUAACCAAAGCAAAUUAAAGGUAUAAUUUAGGUAUUCUAUAGUUGUUUAGAAUUUUGGGAGUAUAAACCUCCUUGAAAAGUCAAGUAGUUUUAAGUAUUUUCAGAAGUGUCAGUUUCUUUCAGGCCAUUAUUAUAGUAUUACACCAGUAGGUAACCUGAAUAUAAUCCCAAAGAGUACCACAGAGUAUCUCUCAGUAAUUUAGAAGAGAUAUUCAUCUUCCCUGAGUGUAAACUCAGGUGUAUAUCUGGUAAAGUAGGUGUAGUGAAUUUUAAGUAGGAGUCUAUCAUUUGAUUCUUUUUUAUAGUAAAAAUCUAAUUUAGUGUGAAGGGAUGAGAAAUUUCAUGUGAGAGUUUUUACCCAUCAAAAAGUAAAAUCACUCAUGCACAAAACUACCUCCCAAUGACUUAUCCCAGGUCCCUCGUAUCAAAAUAUUAAGAGUAUAAUGGAAGAUCACACAAUCUUGUCAAAUCGGACAAUCGACAACAAACACAAAAUGAAAUACGACUUUUCAUGUGAGCUCUACAGAAUGUCUACGUAUUCAACUUUCCCCACCGGCGUUCCUGUGUCAGAAAGGAGUCUUGCUCGUGCUGGCUUUUAUUAUACUGGUGUAAAUGACAAGGUCAAAUGUUUCUGUUGUGGUCUGAUGCUGGAUAACUGGAAACAAGGAGACAAUCCUAUUGAAAAACAUAAGCAGCUCUAUCCUAGCUGUAGCUUUAUUCAGAAUCUCGUUUCUGUCACUAGGUUGGAAUCCACUUUUAAAAAUACUUCUCCGAUGAGAAACAGUUUUACACAUUCAUUAUCUCCCAUUUUGGAACAAAGUGGCUCAUUCAGUGGUUCUUAUACCAACCUUUCAUCAAACCCUAUUGAUUCUAGAGCGGUUGAAGAUAUCUCCCCAUUGAGGACUAAUCCCUACAGUUAUGCAAUGAGUACUGAACAAGCCAGAUUUCUUACUUUUCAUAUGUGGCCAUUAACCUUUUUGUCGCCUUCAGAUUUGGCAAGAGCUGGUUUUUAUUACAUAGGACCUGGAGAUAGGGUAGCCUGCUUUGCUUGUGGUGGGACACUAAGUAACUGGGAACCAAAGGACGAUGCUAUGUCAGAACACCGGCGACAUUUCCCCAGCUGUCCAUUUUUGGAAAAUUCUCUAGAAACUCUGAGGUUUAACAUUUCAAAUUUGAGCAUGCAGACACAUGCAGCCCGACUGAGAACGUUUAUGUACUGGCCAUCUAGCGUUCCAGUUCAACCUGAGCAGCUUGCAAGUGCUGGUUUCUAUUAUGUGGGUCGCAACGAUGAUGUUAAGUGCUUUUGUUGUGAUGGUGGCUUAAGGUGUUGGGAACCUGGAGAUGACCCAUGGGUAGAACAUGCCAAGUGGUUUCCAAGGUGUGAGUUCUUGAUACGCAUGAAAGGGCAGGAGUUUGUUGAUGAGAUUCAAGCUAGAUAUCCUCAUCUUCUUGAACAGCUGUUGUCAACUUCAGACCCUCCUGGAGAUGAAAAUGCUGAGCCACCAAUUGUUCAUUUUGGACCUGGAGAAAGUUCUUCAGAAGAUGCGGUCAUGAUGAAUACACCUGUGGUUAAAGCUGCCUUGGAAAUGGGCUUCAGUAGAAGCCUGGUAAAACAGACAGUUCAGAGUAAAAUCCUAACAACUGGAGAGAAUUACAAAACAGUUAAUGAUAUUGUGUCAGCACUUCUUAACGCUGAAGAUGAAAAAAGAGAAGAGGAAAAGGAAAGACAAACUGAAGAAACGGCAUCAGAUGAUUUGUCAUUAAUUCGGAAGAAUAGAAUGGCUCUCUUUCAACAAUUGACCUGUGUGCUUCCAAUCCUGGAUAAUCUUUUAAAGGCCAAUAUUAUUAAUAAACAAGAACAUGAUAUAAUUAAACAAAAAACACAGGUACCUUUACAAGCAAGAGAACUGAUUGAUACUGUUUUAGUUAAAGGAAAUGCUGCAGCCAACAUCUUUAAAAGCUGUCUAAAAGAAAUUGACUCUACAUUAUAUAAGAACUUAUUUGUGGAAAAAAAUAUGAAGUAUAUUCCAACAGAAGAUGUUUCAGGUCUGUCUCUGGAAGAACAGUUAAGGAGGUUGCAAGAAGAGCGAACCUGUAAAGUGUGUAUGGACAAAGAAGUUUCUAUUGUAUUCAUUCCUUGUGGUCAUCUGGUAGUGUGCCAGGAAUGUGCCCCUUCUCUAAGAAAAUGCCCUAUUUGCAGGGGUAUAAUUAAGGGUACUGUUCGUACAUUUCUCUCAUAAAAGAAAAAUAGGCUGUAUGUUAGCCUGUAUGUAAAAAUCUUUAAAAUAUUAUUGAACAUUUUAAGCCAUCUGAAGUGAAAAAGGAAUGAUUCUUUAAUUAGUAAUAUUUUUUGUGUUCUCCCCCGCUUUGUUACUAGCGAUGUUGUUUUUAAAAAUACAGUAUCAUAUAUCAUAUUUAAUCUUAAUUUCUGUUAUAUCAAAUGGACGAUUUAUGUUUGGUGGGAUGUAUUACUGUACAUGUGUCAACAUAGAAAUUAAAGGUGUAAGUUGUCUCAGUGCUCUUAUGUAUCAUUUCAGGUUGACUGAAUUUAGUAUUUCUGAAAGGUUUGAGUAUUGAGUACUACAUUAGAGUAUAGCUUAAAAGAACUAGAAACCAGGAACACUGAAGUUUAUCAGAGUUAUGGUGCCAAAUUCUCUUUGGUGUUUUUCACUUGUGUUGUAAAAUAAGAAUUAUUUCUUUUACUGGUAAAUAAGCUUUUUCCUAGUUUGUGAGAAACAUCUUAAUAAAGUU
Molecule: messenger RNA, 3805 nt
Organism: Phyllostomus discolor (pale spear-nosed bat)
Lineage: Eukaryota; Metazoa; Chordata; Mammalia; Chiroptera; Phyllostomidae
Gene: BIRC2
Product: baculoviral IAP repeat containing 2
Exons: 9
Coding region: 1498-3294 (598 amino acids)
Biological process (GO): regulation of apoptotic process
Cellular component (GO): nucleus; cytoplasm
Source: RefSeq, a predicted model, not a curated record